Molecule: messenger RNA, 453 nt
Organism: Prorocentrum cordatum
Lineage: Eukaryota; Dinophyceae; Prorocentrales; Prorocentraceae
Source: the annotation of a GenBank genome assembly
AUGCUUGCUGCCGGUCUUUCAGCCCCGUGUUGGCCUAGCAGUUUAUCAGCGGCCCGCCACGCCUUCGCGCUGACGAGAAUCGAGGAUCAUCGAGGGGCGCGGAUCCGCUUAUGGUCGGGAAGAAGUCGCGCCAGCAGCGGCGCGGUGGCAGCCCGCAGCGGUUGGUGUCAAAGCGGUGCGAGAGAACUCGGAGGGCUGCGGCCAGGCGCGCGGCUCGUCGGGCCGUCUCGGCGCAGCAGUGCUUCGCCGGCUGCGUGCCGGGGCGUCCUCGUCGGGCUCCCGGCGGCGCGCUCCAGCGCCGCCGCGGCGUGGUGUGCCCGCCCAAGGGAAGAGAAGAUUUCCAGUGCGCCUUUGAAGGACGAAGGCACAGACUCGACAUCGCCGGUGUCAAGCCUUCAGGAACUCUCGGUUACUGGCAACGGCGCGGGCUGCCAGUGGGCAGCAAGGUGGUGA